AAGAGAUUAGGAAUAGUUGGUCACCUACACAAUCCAAUUCUCGUUCGUCAGCCCUGGCCUCAACGUUCCUAUAAAAGCCACACUUCUUUCUCCUAAUUCCAGCAAGCUAAUCAAACUAAAGAAGUUGCAAGAUAAUGGCACGCAGAGAGAUGGCGUUGAAUUUUGCUCUGAUCUUAAUGAGCAUGCUAUGGGCAGGAGCCAUGGCUCAAUCUAGUUGUACAAACGUCUUAAUAAGCAUGUCACCAUGCCUGAACUACAUCACAGGCAAUUCUUCAACUCCAUCUUCGCAGUGCUGCACACAGCUUUCUAGUGUAGUUCGCUCUUCCCCCCAGUGCUUGUGUGAGGUUCUAAGUGGUGGUGGCUCAUCACUCGGGAUAAACAUCAAUCAGACCCAGGCCCUAGCCUUACCUGGUGCUUGCAAUGUUCAGACUCCUCCCAUCAGCCGCUGCAAUGCUUCUCCUCCAGCCGCAUCUCCAGCAGGAACGCCAGAAGUUCCAAGUACACCUUCAGGAACUGGAUCUAAAACUGUACCAUCAACAGAAGUAGAUGGCCCUGGAACCUCAAAUGGAAGCCUCAUCAAAAUGUCAAUCACACUGCUAUCAUUCCUUCUCUUUGCAGCCUCAUAUGUUUCAGCCUUCAUGACAUACUGAUUCUCUGAUCAGCUUGUCCACCUUUUACUAUUGCCGCAUCUUGAUACUCCCAGCUAUUAUUUUAAGUAUAGUUUAUUUAUUUCCCUUUGGAUGGGGUGUAUCUAUUAUUUAUUUUUCAUAAUCUCCUCUGAGGUUGGUGUAGUUUUGUAUUACUGAAGAGACUUCUUGCUCUCUUCCCUUUGCAAUAAAAAUAUUUAGUGUAUGCAU
Manihot esculenta (cassava) is the source of this 857-nucleotide messenger RNA. Its product is annotated as non-specific lipid transfer protein GPI-anchored 5. The transcript is spliced from 4 exons. The coding region runs from base 135 to 650 and encodes 171 amino acids. NCBI's taxonomy places the organism in Eukaryota, Viridiplantae, Streptophyta, Magnoliopsida, Malpighiales, Euphorbiaceae. Gene Ontology annotation, biological process: lipid transport. The record is from RefSeq and is a predicted model, not a curated record. Gene Ontology annotation, molecular function: lipid binding.